AGUAAUGUUUGCAUCUCUUAAUCCGUCGGUUCCCUGUCCUUCAAAAAACGAAACCGAGACUGGAAGAGGCUUGGAUGAUUCGCUUUCACAAUGAAAGCGCGGAAUUUGUUUCUAGUUUUAUUUCUGGUGUCUAAUAUUACAUUAGCGUCAGGUUUUCUGGAUGUGCUCGCGGCUGUUGCAUCUUAUGUGUUUUACACAUUUUUUGAAUGGGACGAUUUGCUGCCUUUUGACCCUAAACGUUUGGAGAAAGAUUUAAGAGACUCUCUCUUUGGGCAGCACAUCGCGUCUGAUGUUGUACUAAAAGCUGUAACAUCGUUUAUGACUGACAGCAAACCAAACAAACCGCUGGUCCUCUCUUUCCAUGGGACUACAGGAGUUGGGAAAAAUCAUGUCGUUAAAAUCAUCGCAAGAAACAUUUAUACAAAAGGGGAAGGCAGCAAUCAUGUACACAUGUAUAUAUCUCAGCAUCAUUUCCCACACAAAGAAAAGUCAGACUUGUACAGUGCACAGCUGAAGCAGUGGAUUCAUGGAAAUGUAUCGAGUUUUCCCCGCUCCAUGUUCAUAUUUGAUGGAAUGGACAAGAUGCAUCCACAGCUGAUUGACACCAUAAAACGUUUUCUGAACAACAAUGCCCGUGUAAACGGAGUGUCAUUCCACAAUGCAAUCUUCAUUUUUCUCAGUAAUGCAGGUGGGAAUGUGAUUGCCAACUGGACUCUGAAUUUCUGGAGAGAAGGCAUAUGUCGGGAAGAGCUAUGGAUGAACAGCAAGGAACUGGAGUCUAAAAUCUCUCAAAACAUCUUCAAUGAUAAAAACAGUGGAUUUCUGCACUCUAUCAUAAAUCAGAAUCUGAUUGAUCAUUAUAUUCCUUUCCUACCUCUCAUGUUGAAGCAUGUGCGUCAGUGUGUCCUGGCUGAGAUGAUCCAUCUGAACAUGAAGCGAGAUGAUGAUCUGGCAGAUAAAGUGGCCAGAGAAAUGCCCUUCUUCCCUGAAAGAGAGAAGAUCUUUUCAGUUAAAGGCUGCAAGUCUGUCAGACAGAAGUUGGUGCUGUAUUGGUGAACAAUUUAAGCAGCACUUGUUGUCCAAUUUAUGUUUUUAACUUUUAGACCAAUUUGAACAGCAAUGAAGUAUGACCUUACAUCUCUCUUUUGUUUUAACUUAUUAAUAUUUAAGUCUUGAUGAGUUACAUUGAAGUCUCUAUAUUAAAAAUUUUAAUCUAGACCUAUGUGUUCAGUGUAUUUAUAUUUUGGGUCCACAUUCUUUAGUCCUACAAGAUUUUGGAAGUAACUCGCACCCCAGGUCAUAAGCGGCUGCAGAGCAGCUUCCUGAACCGAUAUGAUGGCAACAGAGCUAGCUGGAGAAUCCCACAAUCAAUCCUGCCCUGCUGCCUCAGCAGCCGCGGGACCCAAACUGGCAAGGUGCAGACCCUCAACUCUCAUCCCUCAAGAGAGAGUCAUCCAACAGAUUCUUAUCUUACACGCCCCCAUAGAAACAAAGCGGCUCCUGAAGACAAAA
This is a messenger RNA of Ctenopharyngodon idella (grass carp), 1512 nucleotides long. RefSeq names its product torsin-1A-like. The record is from RefSeq and is a predicted model, not a curated record. Gene Ontology annotation, biological process: protein localization to nucleus; nuclear membrane organization. The transcript is spliced from 5 exons. Gene Ontology annotation, cellular component: nuclear envelope; endoplasmic reticulum lumen. Lineage: Eukaryota; Metazoa; Chordata; Actinopteri; Cypriniformes; Xenocyprididae. Gene Ontology annotation, molecular function: ATP binding; kinesin binding; ATP hydrolysis activity. The coding region runs from base 91 to 1056 and encodes 321 amino acids.